Messenger RNA from Acanthoscelides obtectus, 1111 nucleotides. NCBI's taxonomy places the organism in Eukaryota, Metazoa, Arthropoda, Insecta, Coleoptera, Chrysomelidae. The record is from the annotation of a GenBank genome assembly.
AUGCUGUUCGUCGCGCUGGCACAGCGCAGCAGGCUGCAGCCGGAUCAGCCACUCGCAGAUAAGGUGAUCGCGGCCGUGUCGCGUUGCGGAUCAGCGCCGCUGGCUUUCGGCGUCAUCGCAGGAGGCACGGACGGAUAUUUUCGCGAGACUGAAUCACCGAAUUACCGACGAACGAACGAACCAGCGUCGUGCCUCACGCAACUGCACGCAACUCGCGACGCCCGACGCCUCGCCGCUUCACGCCGCCGCGCCGUCGAUCGCCGACGGAGGAAUUCGCGGGGUUUCGGCGUCGAUUGUGUGUGCGGUGCGUUUGCAGCCAGCACCAGCAGCAUGCGACGCACACAAUCAUGGCUGGCGCUGGCGGCGCAAUAUGUGAGGUUAGAAACCGCGCAGAAAAUAAACAUGGGUCUGUCAGAUAACGACGUUGAGAAAAUUAAAGGUAUAUUCACUGAUCGGUUUCUACAGACUUUUGCCGAAAGAGUUGCCCAGCUCCGCGAAAGGAAGUAUGAGACAAGGAUGCGAGAGCAGGAACAGGCCAUCGUUGAACUCAAAGAAGAGAUCAGGGACCUUAGGGACACGCAGGACAGAAUUCUACGGACGGUUGAUGAUCAGGAACAGGCAUCCCGAAACUUUAAUGAAUAUGACAGGAGACUCCAGCGACUGGACCUAGUCGUACCAAAUACUUAAAAACAUCCCAAAGGAGGCUUUGGAAGAGGAAGACGAUGAUGACGAUGAAAACAAAGAACCAUUGUCAUAUUCUGUUAAUGAUUUAUGCUGAUAUGUAUUGUUCCACAAAUAAAUUAUUAUUAGAUUUUUCAUUAUUAUAUCGUGAUCUAAAAUGAAAAACAAUGUUCUGUUUGUAUAUAUAUAUAUAUAUAUACAUAUAUUUGUGUGAACAUAUACAUUUUUUUAUAUUCUUUUGUUACGCCCUGUAUAUUUCAAGGGAAUAUGUUUCUCAGCCAUUUGUUGCUGUUUAGUCUAUAAAUGGUUUAUGUUAUAAUAAGGAAGAUAUGAAGGUCACUUGAAACUCUUUUUGGAUGUGGUUUAGAGAGAAGGCAGAUAAGAUAUUUUGUGAGGACAGUCGAGAAUAAACUUAAAAAAGUAUAAUAAC